Apis cerana (Asiatic honeybee) is the source of this 2007-nucleotide messenger RNA. It is a transcript of the gene Vps2, whose product is annotated as vacuolar protein sorting 2. NCBI's taxonomy places the organism in Eukaryota, Metazoa, Arthropoda, Insecta, Hymenoptera, Apidae. Gene Ontology annotation, biological process: vacuolar transport. The record is from RefSeq and is a predicted model, not a curated record.
UGAUAUCGUUAUAAGUUGCAAUUGACAAGUAUUUUGUAAAUCUUGUUACAGUAUUAUGAUAUUAUGAUAACAUCGUAUCGUAUUUUCUAUUUUAAGAAAGACUGAAAUGUCAAUUAAAAUCAAAAUUGCCUGAUAUAUAUAUAUAUACAUAUAUAUAUAAUAGUAUUAAUCAUUUUGGUAUUGUGAUUCAUACAGAUAGUCUGACAGAUCGAAUUUUCAAUAUAAAACUAACCUAAAAAAAAUAAAUUUCGAACAAUCAAGAUUUUUAUAAUUUUUUCAUUUAAAUAUAGAUAAAGUUGUGAUAUUUUAUUCCAAUCAUGGAAUGGUUAUUUGGGAAAAGAAUAACUCCUGAGGAAAUGCUUAGAAAAAAUCAAAGAGCAUUAAACAAAGCUAUGCGAGAUCUUGAUAGAGAAAGAAUGAGAAUGGAACAGCAAGAAAAGAAAAUCAUUGCAGAUAUAAAAAAACUUGCUAAAGAUGGUCAAAUGGAUGCAGUAAAAAUUAUGGCAAAAGAUCUUGUAAGAACUAGACGCUAUGUGAAAAAAUUCAUGCUAAUGAAAGCGAAUAUUCAAGCAGUAUCUUUAAAAAUUCAAACUUUACGUUCGCAAAAUACCAUGGCACAAGCAAUGAAAGGAGUGACAAGAGCAAUGCAAAACAUGAAUAAACAAUUAAAUCUUCCUCAAAUACAAAAAAUAUUGCACGAGUUUGAAAAACAAUCAGAGAUAAUGGAUAUGAAAGAAGAAAUUAUGAAUGAUGCAAUUGAUGAUGCAAUGGAAGAUGAAGGUGAUGAAGAAGAAAGUGAUGCUAUUGUGUCACAAGUUUUGGACGAGUUAGGCCUUCAAUUAACAGAUCAAUUGUCUGGUUUACCACAAGCUUCUGGUUCACUAAGUGUAGCAAAUUCUAAGCAGCCGGUUGCAGCUGCGACAGGAAAUGAUGAAGGUGGAAAUAUUGCAGAUGCGGAUGCAGAUCUUCAUGCUAGGCUUGAAAAUUUACGACGUGAAUAAGAAAGUAUUGCGUAGCUGAAAUGUAUAAAAGAUGUAAAAAAAACAUUGAUAUUGUAAGCAUAAUUAAUUUUAUAAUUUGCUUUAUAUUUUAGUUGAAAGCAAACAUUUUUAUUAUAGCACUUGUUUUUUAAUCACUUAUUCUUUUAAUCAAUUAAGAAUUCAUGAAUGAAUGAUAAACAAAGGCAUCUAUUUAGAUUAUGUAUUAAUCUAUAGUCUUACAUUUUUAUAAAAAAAAAAAAAAAAAAAAAUUAACCCCUCAGGGGCACAAAACUCAUGGCGUAUGAUUACAAUGGUUUUGAUAUUCUUCUUAUGGAUGAAUUUUCAUAACAUAUAGAAUUUGGCGAUAUUUAAAAAAAUAUGGAAUCCGUCACGGAGCGCUUAAAGUAAUAUAGAAAAAUCUUAUUAAAUUUUUUAAUGUUUCUGUGCAUAUUUUUUGCACAGUAUGAUUUUGUAAAAUGAAUAUUUUACAAAUGUGUUUAUCAAAUAUAUUGUUACAAAAUACUUACUUAUUAUAUUUUGAUAAUUACAUGUACAUAGAUUUUCUUGAAAAAGUUAUACUUUGCGUACAUAUACAUAUAUGCUUUUAUUUUUUUAGAAUACAUUGUAUACUAUUGUAAAAGUAAAUAAGAAAUAAGUUAACAAAUUUUAUAUUAAAAAAAAAAAAACUUUGUGCAUAAUUACUUAAAAUAAGUAAAGGAUAAUUUUGUUUAUUCUUUCUAUCUUUCAGUUUCUCAUAGCAUAUUUAUUUUUAACAACUAUAUAAUGGUAAAAAGUAUAUUUUAUGUUCAGAUAUAAUUAUAUUAAUAAAAUUUAUUUAUAAAUUGUAUGAAUUAUAACAACGGAAUCUGUUAUCUAUUGACAAAUUGAUUAAUAGAAAUGCAGCAAAACAAAAUUGUGAAAUGAUAUAAGUAAUAUAUAUGUGAACUUAAUAAUAUAUUAAAUAGUAUAUAUGUGAAUAAUACAUGCAUAUAUUUCAAUUAACAAUAAAAAUUAUUAAUAAAACAAA